This is a messenger RNA of Chlamydomonas reinhardtii, 2735 nucleotides long. RefSeq lists its product as uncharacterized. Gene Ontology annotation, molecular function: RNA helicase activity; ATP binding; RNA binding. Lineage: Eukaryota; Viridiplantae; Chlorophyta; Chlorophyceae; Chlamydomonadales; Chlamydomonadaceae. The transcript has 19 exons. Gene Ontology annotation, cellular component: spliceosomal complex. Bases 354 to 2288 code for a protein of 644 amino acids. Gene Ontology annotation, biological process: mRNA splicing, via spliceosome. The record is from RefSeq and is a predicted model, not a curated record.
CAUUUGCCUUCCUGGAUUUGUGGCCACCUUUUGAGCAGCCAACAAGGAUUCAUCCCGCACCAAUCCCGAGAACUGUCCUUACAAGCCUCUUAUCACCAGCAGAGUUGGUGCCAUACAUUUCUCCUCUGCUCAUUACUUUACGGCAACCCUGCAUUGUGCUUUGUUUCGUGGCGAUACCCUCUCGGUUGAGAUUUCGGGUGCGCUUGCUCGUUUCACAAUCUUCUGUACAUUUUAAAGCAAUUAGUUGUUCCUCCUGGUAGUGUUAAGUCUUUGAUUGCAUUUAGGUUUCGCAAACCUUGCUCGUUGGCCAGUAGCCGCCCGGCGAGCCUCCGGGUGGCCAGGCCGUAGCUGCCAUGGCUCAGGAGGAUGAUACGAUGAGAGGUGAGGCUUCAGAGCAGAGAGCAGCGACAGGCGGUAAUGGAGAUGCCGCCCGGCCAGUCAAGCGGUAUCGGCGGGACGAGCUCGACAAGGAAGAAGAGAACCCGAUGCUGCUUUCGGAGGACGGUGACGAUGAGGGGCAGGAGUAUGUGCCACUGCGCAAGCGGAGGGAGGCGGAGGAGUCCCGGCUGGUCGCGCUGCUGCGGGGUGGGCGGCGGGCGGGCAGCGCGGAGCCUGACAACGGCGGGCGGGCCGGCAGUGAGCCGCCUGGCGACCGGCCCAAGGAGUCGCUGCUGGUCAUCACAGCCAGGAACCUGAAGCAGACGGGUGCGCCCACGGAAGCCCAGGCUGCGCUGCAAGAGGAGGAGGACAUUAUGCGGCACGCGCUGCAGAAGCAGGCGCUCAAGGCGGUCAAGGAGCUGGCCACGGGUGUGGAGUACACUCAUUCCAUCGGGACGGGCUGGAAGCCGCCGCUGCGCUACCGCCGCAUUCCUCAGGACCUGCAGCAACAGCUGCGGGACUUGCUGCGCAUCGUGUGCGAUGGCCGCAGUAUCCCACCGCCCAUCCCCAGCUUCGCGGACAUGAAGCUGCCUCCUGCGGUGCUGCGGGUGCUGGCCAGCAAGGGCAUCAAGAAGCCCACGCAGAUCCAGAUGCAAGGCCUGCCGGUGGCGCUCAGCGGCCGCGACAUGAUCGGCAUCGCGUCCACCGGAAGCGGCAAGACGCUGGUGUUCACGCUGCCCAUGAUCCUCAUCGCGCUGCAGGAGGAGAUGCGCAUGCCGCUUGGCCAGAACGAGGGCCCCAUCGGCAUGGUCAUCUGCCCCUCCCGCGAGCUGGCCACACAGACGUACGAGAUCGCCGACAUGUACUGCCAGGCGCUGAACGCGGACCGCUACCCGGAGGUGCGGGUGAUGCUGUGCAUCGGCGGCAUCGACCCCAAGCCCAUGUACGAGACGCUGCGGCGGGGGCUGCACGCCGUGGUGGCCACACCCGGCCGCCUCAAGGACCUGCUGCACAAGAAGCGCAUGAACCUGGACAUCUGCCGCUACCUGUGUCUGGACGAGGCAGACCGCAUGGUGGACCAGGUGGGCUUUGAGGACGACGUGCGCGACAUUCUGUCCUUUUUCAGGGGGCAGCGGCAGACACUCAUGUUCAGCGCGACCAUGCCCGCCAAGAUCAAGGCGUUUGCGGAGAGUGCGCUGGUGGACCCAGUGGAGGUCAACGUGGGCCGAGCAGGUGCCGCCAACAUGGACGUGAUCCAGGAGGUGGAGUACGUCAAGGAGGAAGCCAAGCUGCCGUAUCUGUUGGAGUGCCUGCAGAAGACCGCCCCUCCGGUGCUGGUGUUUGCGGAGAAUAAGCGCGACGUGGACAUCAUCCACGAGUAUCUGCUGGUGCAGGGUGUGGAGGCCGUGGCGGUGCACGGCGACAAGGCGCAGGAGGACCGCCACGCCGCUAUCGCCUCCUUCAAGAAGGGCGACGCCGAUGUGCUGGUGGCCACAGACGUGGCGUCCAAGGGUCUGGACUUCCCGGACAUCCAGCACGUGAUCAACUACGACAUGCCCGAGGAGAUUGAGAACUACGUGCAUCGCAUCGGUCGCACGGGUCGUUGCGGCAAGACGGGUGUGGCCACCACCUUCAUAAACACCAAGCAGUGCAGUGAGACCAUCCUGCUGGAUCUCAAGCACUUGCUCAAGGAGGCCAAGCAGCGUGUGCCUCACUUCCUGCUGGCGCUGGAUGACCCUCUGGAGGCACAGGCGGAGCUGGAGGAGAAGAGUGGCAUCAAGGGCUGCAGCUACUGCGGUGGCCUGGGUCACCGUGUCACCAACUGCCCCAAGCUCAAGUCCGAGGACAAGGCCAAGUCACGCGCCAACAAGGACUACUUUGGCAGCGGCGGCUUCGGAGGAGAGAUCUAAUAGAGCUGCUGCGUUUGUUGUACGUGGGAUUGCGUGGUACUACUGCGCGUGGAGCGGUGUGGGGCCGAGCGCUUUACCCGGCUCCUGGCCUUUGGCACAGUGCCAUGGGACAAGGUGUACGUGUGCUUGAUGGAUGAUGGGGAUUGUCACGGUGGUGCACGUGGUUGUACUAGAUGAAUGCCGGACGGUGUUGUACGGUACAUUGACUGGCGGCUUAAAUUUAGGGCAGGUGGGGAGCAGGCUUCCAGGCGGAUUGUGGUUGCGCUCUAGUCAUGGACGCAAAGGACGAGAAGUGCGCAAAGCUAUUAGCAGUUUGGUCAAGGGUGGCCAGAAGUGCAAGCGCCACCGGCGCGCACCCAUGCACUGCUGCCCGCACGCAUACCACAGCCGUCACUUCUGCUACGGCCUCCCAACUUACACCUCACGUGUAGCAUUGCGUCACGUCUA